UUCGAGGCACGUGCGAAGUAUUGGCGUUGCUAAUUGCUAUAACCAUCGCAGUCGGAAGGGAGUCAUCGCUGCCUCUUUCCUUCUCUCGACGUCGUCGCCACCCAUCGGGUCCUCCGUCCACUUUUCUUCCGUCUCGUAGUUGGUGGUCUUGAUCCACCGCUGCAUUCGACGUCUCGUCUAUCGGGACGCCCAGAUCUGGCCACUUGGUUCUUUUGUGCGUGUCGAAAUAGGAUUUCAAAGUGUGAAUGAAUGGAAGCUGAAUACAUCCCCCAACCCUGCAACCCUCUUGCUUGCUCUUUCAGCAGAACGAUGGAGAAGUCUCAGGCACACGAAAGAUCAGAUGGCACUGCUCCGGCGACGGCCAUGACCGGUCACUUUGACUGCAACAUCUGUCUCGAUUUUGUGGUGGAUCCAGUGGUCACCCUCUGUGGCCAUCUCUAUUGCUGGCCUUGCAUCUACAAGUGGAUGCAAGUGGAGAGCAAUGCUCACCAGCAGUGCCCUGUGUGCAAGGCCUUCCUCUCUCAGGACACCGUCGUGCCACUGUUUGGUCGAGGCAGGGACAGCAGUCCCAAAGUGGCUCAAGGCAUUCCGCUCCGUCCUGCCAUUAACUUCAACCAUGAUAACACAGUCAGCAACUUGACACAACAGUCUCAGUUUCAGCACCACCACCCCCACCACCACCACCACUUGAAUGAUAGUAUUGCCUAUGAAGAUUCUUCGUUGCUGACUACCGGCGUUGGUGGUUUGGCAUUUUGGAUACUGCCUUGGGUGCACAGUCGUCAGUAUAUUCUCACAUUGAGUGGCAACAAUCCUAGGCUUAGAAGGCAAGAAUUGCAGGUGGAGAGCUCACUACAUCAAAUAUGGGUCUUCCUCAUCUUCUGUGCAGUGGUGUGUUUUCUGGUGUUCUAAAUCUCUGAAACAGCUUUGUAAGUAAUUCAAUUGUGGAUGAAAAUUAGCACGAAUUAGCUGAUGAGUUACUAUGCGGAUUCGACCUGCACACAAUUACGGUUUUGUAAUUACUAUAAUA
Messenger RNA from Zingiber officinale, 1027 nucleotides. RefSeq names its product E3 ubiquitin-protein ligase RMA1H1-like. The transcript is spliced from 2 exons. The coding region runs from base 250 to 909 and encodes 219 amino acids. Lineage: Eukaryota; Viridiplantae; Streptophyta; Magnoliopsida; Zingiberales; Zingiberaceae. Gene Ontology annotation, molecular function: ubiquitin protein ligase activity; ubiquitin-like protein conjugating enzyme binding; metal ion binding. Gene Ontology annotation, cellular component: endoplasmic reticulum. The record is from RefSeq and is a predicted model, not a curated record. Gene Ontology annotation, biological process: ubiquitin-dependent protein catabolic process.